AUGGCGGCGCAACUUCCAGCGUAUAAGCAGAGCUUUCUCAAAGCUGCCAUCGACGGAGGUGUCCUCAAGUUUGGAAGCUUUGAGCUCAAGUCGAAGAGGAUAUCGCCCUAUUUCUUCAACGCCGGCGAGUUCCAUUCCGCGCGUCUCGCCGGAGCCAUCUCCUCCGCCUUUGCGCAGACCAUCAUCGACGCGCAGAGGAGCACAGGCUUGGACUUCGAUGUCGUCUUCGGGCCCGCGUACAAGGGUAUCCCCCUCUGCUCCGCAAUCACCAUUAAGCUCGGCGAACAGGCGCCAGAGUGCCUCGACAAAAUCUCCUACUCCUUCGAUCGCAAGGAGGCCAAGGACCAUGGCGAGGGCGGCAACAUUGUCGGCGCUUCGUUGAAGAACCAGAAGGUUCUCAUCGUCGACGAUGUCAUCACCGCCGGUACGGCAAAGAGAGAAGCGAUCGAAAAGAUUCGAAAAGAGGGCGGCAUCGUCGCAGGCAUCGUCGUCGCCCUGGACCGGAUGGAAAAGCUACCGGCAGCCGACGGGGACGACUCGAAGCCCGGCCCGAGUGCCAUCGGCGAGCUGAGAAAGGAAUAUGGCAUUCCCAUUUUUGCCAUCUUGACCUUGGACGACAUUAUCGCCGGAAUGAAGGGCUUCGCUUCCGACGAUGACGUUCAGCGCACCGAGGCGUACCGAAAGAUGUACAAAUCGACAGACUAA
Messenger RNA from Drechmeria coniospora, 705 nucleotides. Its product is annotated as Orotate phosphoribosyltransferase. The record is from RefSeq and is a predicted model, not a curated record. NCBI's taxonomy places the organism in Eukaryota, Fungi, Ascomycota, Sordariomycetes, Hypocreales, Ophiocordycipitaceae. Gene Ontology annotation, molecular function: orotate phosphoribosyltransferase activity. The coding region runs from base 1 to 705 and encodes 234 amino acids. Gene Ontology annotation, biological process: pyrimidine nucleotide biosynthetic process; 'de novo' pyrimidine nucleobase biosynthetic process; pyrimidine ribonucleoside biosynthetic process. Gene Ontology annotation, cellular component: cytoplasm. The transcript has a single exon.